AUGAACCAGUCGAGUCAGACACUGGCCUACUGUGCUGACCUGCUGGGCCUGGACCAGGAGGACCUGAGAGUCAGCCUCACCACCAGGGUCAUGCUCACCACAGCAGGGGGCGCCAAAGGAACAGUUAUCAAGUAGGACUACCUCUAAUGCUGCAUUUAGAUGGUAGGACGUAGACAGUAAACGGCAAACCGGAUGUAAUUGUUUUCAAUGAGAGCAUGACGGUAAAUGCCGUUGAAGCUGGUGGUGAAUGCCAUCAGCCGCCACAAUAAAUGGGACUUGCCACCAGAGUUUAAAUAUUUUAACUUUUGCCGUCUGCCGUGGCGUUGUUUUCUACAGGAUGUUGAUUUGCACUGUUUGUUUUCUGAAAUCACCAUAGCAAUGCAUACCGUCGUGCUGGCUUGCUUUUGCCAUCACCGUCUUUCUUGCUUUCUUGUCCCGCUAUGCCAACUGGUUUGACGUUUUUUUGCCACUAAAAGUCUGUUUACAUCGUGACUUAUUUAGUAACGCCGUACGUCAUCUUCACCGAGUCUUGCCCCGCUACUGAACAAUCAAGUGUAGUGUUUGUAACGCAAGAUGGAGGAUAGCCUGUCUCUCGUCAGAGAUCGCAUAAAUACAUUGUUUCAGGUGAUAAUACAACAUAAGACUGAACAUGAAUAGACUAUAGAUGGGAAUAUGGGGUGGGGAAAGUGAGCAGUAAUGGUAGGUACCUAACUUCAAAAGGUAAAAGGUUUGCUCUGAACCUGCUGCUUCAGCUCGAUGCCUGUACAGAAGAGAACGGAGAGCAGAAUAAUUUUGGAGUGUUUGAAUUUUAACAAGUAUUCCAGUCCACAGUGUAGCUACCAGCCAUGAGACUGAGACUGAGUGCAGGACAGAGUGCUACACCAUAGCUGAACUUGCUCAGUUCAGAGGAACUCCAAUUUGUUCAUAGUCAUCAACCCCUUUGAAUAAUUGAAGCCAAAUGGUGUUGGAGAGUGCUACGAGAAUUAGUCAGCCAGGGUUCAGGGAGUACAGUCACUUCUAAUGGCUUGUAUUUUGUCCUCCUUACCUACUUGUUUUAGCAAAAAUUCCUCUUUGCUAAUACUAUCCUGUAAAAACGUACUCUUUAAGAAUCAUCUCAAACUUUGUUUGCACCUAAACCUGAAAUGAAAAAUGCCUGUAUUGAUUAAAAAUGUUUUUAUUUAUUUAUUAAGGAGUAGCCCAGUGUCCUGGUUUCAGCCCCUCACUGCUCCACUUUGUGUUUUCCCCCCAGGGUGCCUCUGAAGGUGGAACAGGCUAACAACGCCCGGGACGCCCUGGCCAAGGCCGUGUACAGCUGCCUCUUCGAUCACGUGGUCAGGAGGGUCAACCAGUGCUUCCCCUUCGAAACCUCCUCCAACUUCAUCGGGGUGCUGGAUAUCGCCGGCUUCGGUAAGUCAGCCUAGAGCAGUGAGUUUGUCUGACAGUUUGUCUGUUUCUCUGUAUGUUUGUUUCUCUGUCUGCCUGUGAGUCUGUCUAUCUAGCCAUAUAGCCAUUAUUUUAUCUUGUAGGUGUUCGUUUCCUGCACGUCCUAACAUAAACUAUUUUCUCUUCUCUUUCUAAAAACGUUACUGACUAAAUGUAAUAUAUUCAGUACCAGUAACUGCCUGAAGAUAAGCAUUCUUCAUUCCCACUUCAGGCGUGGCAGAUCAUUUACACUUUCAUAUUUCUUCUCACCCCCCUCAGAGUAUUUUGAGCACAACAGCUUUGAGCAGUUCUGCAUCAACUACUGCAACGAGAAGCUGCAGCAGUUCUUCAACGAGCGCAUCCUGAAAGAGGUGAGUGAGAGUGUCGUCUGGGGGCGUGGAGGUGGCUCGCUAGUGUUCUUUAAGCUUUGGACUCCCACUGAGGACUAGUGUUGUAACCAUACCAGAAUUUUGACUUCGAUACCGAUACUAGGUUUAGUAUCACAAUACACGAUACCAUCACGAUACUCGAUACCGAAACGAUACCACAACAAAAGAAAAAAGGCAUAUUAGCCAAAGUCACAGAAUGGCACUUGAUACAGACAGAUAAACUCGGCUACUGCUCUGUUCAAUCAUUGGGCAUCUUUUGAGUUCAAUAUCAUUACGUUUGAAAAUGUUUGUCAAAUUUUUUUUAUGGCAGCCAUGUUUGCGUUAAUUAAUCAAUUAUAUAAUCAUACAAUCAAUUUGACUUUGUUUUUACCAAUAUAACUACAAUAAUGUAUUUUAAAGGUAAAUCGCUAUUGAUAAACUGGGUAAAUCAAGAUGUAGCCUAGGUCUAUUCACAAUACGGUGAAUGCAUAUUAUUCAAUAGGAGUGUGUGCAUGCAUUGAGUUAUUGAGCUUGUUUUAGCUGAUUUCAUGGGGCAACAGAUGACACACAAUCCAUACAAUCUACCAUUUAGGACUUAUUUUAUUGGCGACUGCUCGGAGAACAGAUUAUUUUAUUGUACUGAUUAACAACAUUUGCAUAGAAUAAUUAAUAUCUUCUUUUAUAAAAGUUUGCGCUGUCUCUUUAAGAAUGUAAUGACAUCAUUUGCAAGGCAGAUGGGUCUGUGGAAUCUGACUAGUGGAAACCAGACUGGAGGUGAAUAAGCUUUUGGUGGCGAGGGAGACAAAGCAAAUUAAUAACGUUUUUGGUGACAAUCAGCUUUGAAAUCAGCAUAUUUUGCGUUAUGGUUUGCAUAUUAUCACAAAAAGUGCUAGGGUAGUGAAUUGAUCUUGCUUCAGCUGUAAGCUUGCAAGGAAAGUUAGCCUACAGUUAAAGCUGGAAGCUACCGGGAUCGUCUUGUUUUGUAAAAGUGUUUAAACAUUUGUACAUGCAGUGUUGCAUUAUUCAAGUGUAUAAACUUCUGUGCAGCAUUAGUGAGGAGCUAACAAUGCAGCCCAGACAGCUCUAGCCAGGGGUUAAAGUUCUCCGUCACUGGGACGGAUUUCCGUCGUAUGGAUUCUGGAGAGGUCAUUUUUUUUAGAUCAGUGUAGAUUUGGUUUGGAGAUGACAUAGCCUAAUACAGACAGAAGCAUGUCUGUUCUACUAAAUAUAUUCCCAAAUAACUGUGUUCUCAAAUAUUUAAUUUUAUCUGUUAUGCUGUGUGCACUGAACUGACAUGCAUGAUUGUUGAUGACACUCCGAUGUUCAGAUGAGAGGAUUUAAAUAGUCUAUAUAAUGCUCAGAACAGCUCAACUCAGACAGCGGUGUGUAGCCUACUGUAGCUGCUGGCGAAGUCAUUCAAAGCCUAUACUAUAACAUUUAGGAUAUCACUUUCCAGUGCUACAAUUUUUGCCAUGUAAUGUUGUUAAAACAAAAUCAGACAACCCCAUAGUAGAAAAGUUUACCUACAGUGCAUUUUGAAAGUAUUCAGACCCCUUUACUUUUUCCACAUUUUGCUACAUUACAGCCUUAUUCUAAAAUUGAUUAUAUAAAAAUUUUCCUCAUCAAUCUACUACGCACAAUACCCCAUAAUGUGAAAACAGGUUUUUAGAAAUUUUAGCAAAUGUAUUAAAAAUACAAAAACGGAUACCUUAUUUACAUAAGCAUUCAGACCCUUUUCUAUGAGAUUAGAAAUUGAGGUAAGGUGCAUCCUGUUUCCAUUGCUCAUCCUUGAGAUGUUUCUACAACUUCAUUGGAGUCCACCUGUGGUAAAUUCAAUUGAUUGGACAUGAUUUGGAAAGGCACACACCUGUCUAUAUAUAUGUGGUCCUCUGUAGCUCAGCUGGUAGAGCACGGCGCUUGUAACGCCAAGGUAGUGGGUUCGAUCCCCGGGACCACCCAUACACAAAUAAAUUUUGUAUGCACGCAUUACUGUAAGUCGCUUUGGAUAAAAGCGUCUGCUAAAUGGCAUAUUAUUAUUAUAUUAUUAUAAGGUCCCACAGUUGACAGUGCAUGUCAGAGCAAAAAACAAGCCAUGAGGUUGAAGGAAUUGUCCGUAGAGCUCCGAGACAGCAUUGUGUCGAGGCACAGAUCUGGGGAAGCAUGGUGGCGGCAGCAUCAUGCUGUGGGGAUGUUUUUCAGUGGCAGAGACUGGGAGACUAGUCAGGAUCGAGGGAAAGAUGAACGGAGCAAAGUACAGAGAGAUCCUUGAUGAAAACCUGCUCCAGAGCAGACCUGAAAAUAGCUGUGCAAUGAUGCUCCCCAUCCAACCUUACAGAGCAUGAGAGGAUCUGCAAAGAAGAAUGGGAGAAACUCCCCAAAUACAGGUGUGCCAAGCUUGUAGCGUCAAAGGUGCUUCAACAAAGUACUGAGUAAAGGGUCUGAAUACUUAUGUAAAUCUGAUAUUUUAGUUUUAUUUUAUACAUUUGCAACAAAUUCUAAAAACCUGUUUUUGCUUUGUCAUUAUGGGGUAUUGUGUGUAGAUUGAUGGAAUAAACUAUUUAAUCAGUUUAAGAAUAAGGCUGUAACGUAACAAAAUGAGGAAAAGUCAAGGGGUCUGAAUACUUUCUGAAUGCACUGUAUUUACCUAGUCUGCUUGUUGUGUGUUGUAUGCAAGAUAAAUAUUCCUCUCGAGGCGCAUUCGAGUUGCGAGAGCCAAAGAGAGUGAAAUAUGUAUUCUGACAAGCAGUCAAUGCACAACAAUUCUUAAUGCAAUUGUGGGAAAACACUUUUGAAAGCAGUUUUGGCCUUUGUUUAAAAAAGAGAGGGAUCCCAGUUUUACGUUGCUACCACAAUUAUUUCUCUACUCCUUCAAUUGCGAGUGUGGCAAAUUUUACAAAUGCAGUUUUUAGGGCCGUCACGGUAAUUGAAUAACCGUGUAAGUGAAGGUUAUGGAUGAUGACCGUCAUGAAAAUAAAAUAACAGUCAAAACCGUUUAAAUAGGCCUACUUUCAUUUGAGGUUUUAGCUUUAUUAACUUUAUUUUCACGUAGAUAAACUUGACCUAAUAGCGGGAGUGUGUUUACUAAUGAUUAUAAGAAAUAGUUUCGCUAACUUAGUCUGUUUAUUAAACGUUCUACAUCUCCUCCUCUUUCCAACUGAUGAUGUGCAGAGGUGUAGGCCGCUAUAGGUUAUGGCACUUCAUUAAAACAAAUAUUUUGAUAUGUGGACUUUAUUUUAUACAAUGCACAUUUUUAUUACUUGCUAUUAAAUAAAUAAAUCUGUCUAUUAAAAAAGGUUGGAUGCAUCUGACUGUUGAUAAAUGAUUCAACAGCAGUCGACAAGGUUGUUCUGGCUCUGAGGCUUAUAAUUAGUCAAAUGGACAAUGCGCCAUCCUCUCCAACCUGGCAUGGUAUAAUUUGAUACGGAAUCUUUUCUUAAUUUAUAGACUAAUCAAUGCUGAUCAUUACAUUUACAUUUUAGUCAUUUAGCAGACGCUCUUAUCCAGAGCGACUUACAGGAGCAAUUAGGGUUAAGGGCCUUGCUCAAGGGCACAUCGACAGAUUUUUUCACCUAGUCGGCUCGGGGAUUACAACCAGCGACCUUUCAGUUACUGGUACGACGCUCUUAACCACUAAGCUACCCACCCGGUCCUGGCCGCCCUCCUAUCCCCACAAAGUAGAAUAGUAGCCUAGGCUAUACAGUGUCAGCCGCAAUGCACUUUUAUGAAUGCCUAUGUGGUAACCUACCUUUUUAUAAAACAGGCAAUUUACCGUUAAUCCACGUUAAUAUGUGUAUUAAUUAGUCAUUUACUGUUCUCAUUCUCGGAGUGUAAACGUUAUUUGCUCACAACCUGCUACACUUGUGAGAAACAAGUUUUGAUUUAUUUCAUACCAUCAUAUACGCGCUCCAUGUGAGCAAUUAGCGUGUGUCUGGUUUCUUUGUCCUCUUAAUGUUGACGGAGCGUGCGCACCUGAGCUCGCAUAGAAGUACCUGCCCAGCUGGGCUUUUAAGUAAAAAAAAUUUACAUCUUCACCUCACACAUAAGUCAAGUAUUUAUUUUAUUUUAUUUUUUUACAUCCAUUCAAAUUAUAAUAGUUCCUCACAGUAUUUGAAAAAUCUUUCUAACACACUCCCCCUCGAUAAUCAGCAUCGCUGAUAAAUAGGCAAUGGACAUGUUGCGUGUAUUUGUUUCUAUUUUAAUGAUUGUCAGUUUCAUCUUCAUACUAUAGCACAGCUGUCCCGUUCAUACUUUCCUUGUCAAUUCAUUAUCUUAUAGCCUACUUUCGGAAAGCCUAAGGUAGUCUUAGGUUUUUUUUAUAUGUUUUAAGGAAAUGAGAAAUAUUUGCUCUUGUGUCUGACGUACGCUGGUGGCUUUGAUUGACUGGUCCUUUUACGGGGGGGUGCUGUGUGUGAGUUCGGUGAUUCUCUCUAGAGGCCUAUAUGUCCAUCCAGAAAGUUUCCUAAAGUAGCCUGUCUGGACUCCAUCUCUUUAAUAAGAAUUAAACACUCCUGUCAUGAAUUAAUCUUGUAAAGGCUACAUUAUUUAUCUGAUUACGGCGUCUUCUCUUUGAAGAACGGUCGAAUGAUUGCAGCAGCAGGGUUUGUGACGUUAUGUGAAUAUUUUGGGAAAAGUGGGAGAAAACCCGUCGGACUUUGUUUGAAUGGUUUUGUGCGUCGAAAUAGGAUCUGUAUACACAAUUUUAAAAAUUCAGAAAAUCCAACGGUAUUUACAUUUUACAUUUUAGUCAUUUAGCAGACGCUCUUAUCCAGAGCAACUUACAGUUAGUGAAUACAUAUUUUAUUUUUUUAUUUUUAUACUGGCCCCCCGUGGGAAUCGAACCCACAACCCUGGCGUUGCAAUCGCCAUGCUCUAUCAACUGAGCUACAUCCCUGCCGGCCAUUCCCUCCCCUACCCUGGACGUUGCUGGGCCAAUUGUGCACCGCCCAUGAGUCUCCCGGUCGCGGCCGGCUGCGACAGAGCCUGGAUUCGAACCAGGAUCUCUAGUGGCACAGUUAGCACUGCGAUGCGGCGCCUUAGACCACUGCGCCACUCAGGAGAUAUGUAGGCACAUCUUUAAUUGGACUCUCUUAAUGUUGUCAUUACAAAAAUGCGACAGAUCCUCUUCAACCUGGCAUUUCUUAAUUUGUUGAUUAAUAUUUAUAAGCAUUAACCUGAUUAAUAACGAAAUGCUAUGAUAAUAAUGAAGUGUAAUGGCUUGUUUCAAAUAGGUUUUUAUUAAGAAGCAUAUCCAUGUAAACAAGUGUACAAACAGAAUUGUGACCUCCCCUUUUUAACUUAUUUUUUGGCUAUAUGCAUGGUCCUUUUUUGGAGGGGGUAUCGAAAAUGUACUGAAGUUUCGGUAUACUGUGCAACACUAUGGAGGACUCCGGAGUAUGUCAGUCAACAAGCUAGGAGUUUGUGUCACACACACAAACACCCUGUGUGAUCUCUCCCUGGAAGAGUCAGUCCACAUGUUAAACUCAUUCGAAUGGUAAUCUUUCUCUCUGUGGAGAUGACAGGGUUUCUCUUCUGGGAUCUCCUGUUUUAUUCAUUGAUUUUCAAGGUCUCCAAUUAACGAUCAAAUUAUAUUUUUAAGGGAUUUCAUGGCGUUUGAAUCACAUUGGAGUGCGGAGAUAUUUGUGUUUGUUGGCCUGAAAUUACCCAGAGAAGCAUGUUUAAUAAAAUAAAUGCCAUUUUGAAAAGGGGUUUGUGUACUUGAUUCAGUAAGUCAUGAUUGUUGACAGAUCUAGGAUCAGAUUACACUAACCAUUAGGAGGAUGAAAAAAGAUCUGACCCGGUAUAAGUGGUUAGGAGCAACAUCUCUGUACUUUAGUGUUGACUUACCACUCUUUCUGCAGGAGCAGGAGCUGUAUCAGAGAGAAGGACUGGGAGUCAAUGAAGUUCAUUAUGUCGACAACCAGGACUGCAUAGGUGGGUGCCAAUGUCACCUUACUCCGUAUUUAUUAUUAGACAUGAGAGGAUGUUUAUUUCCUCUGCAGUAGGCUGUGAAGCCCAUAGAUAUUGCUAUGUUAUAUUUCAUUCUAUGUUGGAGCUCUUUCAUAAGCCAAAAAAUAUAUCUUGAUAUUGCACUUACAGUAUAUUUAGAUGCCAGACCAGUGAAACAGGACAUUUCUCCCAGCCUGGUUCACACAUUCAGUUUAUCAACUUGUCAUGGUGCAAAGUCAAAUUCCCCAAGAGCAGCUCCUAAACUAUUUUACUGGUUUAAUAUGUGGGACAGCACUCUGUAAAAACAAGUUUCUUUGCGAUACAUACUAUACCUGUACUGUAAGCUUCAAUGUCAAAUGUAAUGCAAGGACUGGCUUUAGAAGGAAAAGAUGCAAUCUCUUUCUGGGUCUCACUGCUGCCUAGCAGUGGCCUCUAGGGACCAAACGGAGAGGCAAGUAGAGGUGUGGGGGGGGGGGGGGGGGGGGGUGAGUGGGUGCAGAGAUUGGAGUGGAAAUCUCCAGGUACUGGGUGCCUUAGAGUGACAUACAGAGACAUACAAAGACAUGAUUACCUUGAAGCCCUGUCUUUUUUAAGGCUCAUACAAGACAUGAUGCGAGAGACUGACAGAGAUACAGCCCUCGACAGAGCACUCUCACUUUUAAGAAACUGUGAUUGCAUGAAAUCCCCCCCACGACAUGAGUUUGCACUGACUUCCUUCGACUGCACAAUUAGGGCCCUAUAAAAUCCACGGGGAAUGCAGACGGUAUCACGUAAUCCAGACAUUACAUCGGAAUUUAACAAAAUAAAAAUAUAUAUUGAAUUUAUUAGAAAAUGUAUACAUUUGCCCAAGAUUAUCGUAAGACAUUAACAAAAUGCAUCAGUGAUUUGUAUUUUCCUUAAACUUUCUGAAGAGGCAAUGCAGAAUGCCCCUGUCUGUGUGUGCACGUUUGUCUACCAGUUUAUGUAGCCGUUAGCGAUGAAGUCUUCUGGUAGAUGGAAAGGCUUUCCCAAAAACCUUCUCAAUUAAAAUGUUAGCUACAAAGUAGCCAAUGCCUACCUGGCAGAAUGAUAUUGUGAUUAUUUGCAUCAAUCCAGUGGUGAUUUGUUAAGCAAACUCUGCAGUCACAUGUGCUACAGAAACACCACUAACCUAACAAGUCUCUUGCUGGUGUGCACUUGAAUUAACCUCUUAAGGAUCGGACCCUUUUUCUUUCAAUUUUCGCCUAAAAUGACAUACCCAAAUCUAACUGCCUGUAGCUCAGGAUCUGAAGCAAGGAUAUGCAUAUUCUUGAUACCAUUUGAAAGGAAACACUUAGAAGUUUUUCGGAAAUGUGAAAUUAAUGUAGGAGAAUAUGACACAUUAGAUCUGGUAAACGAUAAUACAAACAAAAAACCAUGUGUUUUCAAUUUUUUAUUUGAUUCCAUCAUCUUUGAAAUGCAAGAGAAAGGCCACAAUAUAAUAUUGCAAUUUAGAUUUUGGACACUAUAAGGCAGCAGUGUGUGUGCAAAGUUUCAGAUUGAUCCAGGGAAGCAUUGCAAUACUGGACUAUUUUUAAUCAAGUCUGCCCAAAUGUGCCGAAUUGGUCAAUUGAUACAUUUUCAAGUACAUAACUAUAGAGAACAUACAAAAAUGAAAUGGUAAUACAAAAUGUACGUUUACACACUCCCAGGAAUGUCAUACAUGAUGGAUCAUUAGCUUAUACAUUAACUUUCACACAUCUAGAUGGCCGGGCGGGGUGGGUGUGGAGCCAGAGACAGCAGGGGUUUAAACUGUAGAACCCAAUUCCUACAUUUGAAUAUAAAAAUGGAUUUUAUCAAACAAAACUAUGCUACAUUUUAUCUCUGGGACCCUUAGGAUGACAAAUCAGAGCAAGAUUACUGAAAUCAAGUACAUUAUUUACCUUCAGAGUCGAAUGUAUCAAACCAGUUGCCGUGAUACGUUUUUUGUUGUUGUGCACUCUCCUCAAACAAUAGCAUGCCAUUUUUUCACUGUACUAGCUACUGUAAAUUGGACAGUGCAGUUAGAUUAACAAUAAUGUAAGCUUUCUGCCCAUAUAAGACAUGUCUAUGUCCUGGAAAGUUUGCUGUUACGGUCAUGCUAAUCACAUUAGCGCACGUUAGCUCAACCAUCCCGUAUACGGGACACCGAUCCCAUAGAGGUGAAAGGGUAUCUAUACCCAAAAAUGUAAAUGUCUUCAAUUUUUCCAAGACCUUAAAAGUAUUUUACUGAUGUGGUUUAGGCAUUGUUUUGGACUUAACAUUCCAUUUUGUAGUUUUCUAUAAAAGUUUUGAGAGCGAAAACCUGAAAAAACUUGGAAAUCAUAAACCUGAAAAAACAAUACAGAGAAAACAGAAUUUGGAAAAAAGUAAACGGAAUUAGGCAAAAAAUGUAACUGAUUUUAUAGGGCCCUAUACAAUAUAACUUCUCUGGAGUAAGUGGCGAAGAGGGACCACAACAUGUGGCUACCCAUUAAACCAGGAAGUUGCAAUUGUGUAAUGAGCAUUUGUGGUUGUCAGUGCUCUUUUGUUCCCCUCUGCCUGUGUUUUCAUAACACCAACCUCCAUUGAAUAGGAUCAAAUGUCCCGUAGGUGGCAAUGUGAUCCAUUUCGAUUUGUAUAUCCAACAGGGUUUUGAUUAGUCAGGUGCCAGGUUAACUGCAGCCAUGAAUAACGUUUGAUCCGGGAAAGGGAACAUUGAGACACCGAUUGCAUCUUUCCAGACAUUCUGACAGUUGACCGCUCCUCUCUGGAAUAUGUUAGAAUAUAACUUUAUGGACAAUUUGCAUAUGGUUUCACACAGUGACAUUGAGAAACGUUCAAAACACUGACCGCAUUACAACAUUAGGAGCACAGGACAACUUUCCCCCUUGCAGAUCAAUAAAGUACUUUCUUAUCUUAUUCGUAUCUUAAUCAUUUGACUUGAAUUGACUAUGCUGCUGACUAUAUCCGUAAUAAUGCAUUAAUGUAUUCCCAUAGACCUGGUGGAAGCCAAACUAGUGGGCAUCCUGGACAUUCUGGAUGAAGAGAACCGUCUACCACAGCCCAGCGACCAUCACUUUGCCAACACCAUCCACAGCCAGCACAAAGACCACUUUAGACUGACGGUGAGAGCUUUGGGUGGAAGUUGCCUGCAGGCACAUAUCUGGGAUCAGCUUACCCACCCUGGAUCCUAACCUGAACCAUCUAUGUUGAAAAAUGCUAAACUGACCUUAGAUCAACAUUUAGUGAACUGAUACUCUUAAACUGUUACUGCCCUCUCACCACACUUAAAUGCCAAGGGGUCACAAUGGGAUUGUAAUGGACAUUCUGGUACUUUGUCUAUGUGAAAAGCCCCAGUCCCUUUCUUAGGGAACUUUUGUCCCGCUUUCUGGAAGCUUGACAGGCGUAAAAUCCUGUUUUAAAUGCAGCAUUGAUAUAAAUUCGGACCAACAGAUUAGACUGGGCUCGCUACAGCUGGUUUUUAGGUCAUAUUAAUCAUCACUUUCAUAUGGAAAUGAGGAAUAUUCUCUCAGUUGUGUAUGGUCAUAUAAUAUGAAUCAUAAUUGCCAUAUAGUAUGAUACUACCACAGCUAGGUGAGUAUCCUAAUAGUGUCCACAGAUCGUGCACAAUGAUGAGGGUGUUAUAGAAGACAUUCGCCAUCACCACUACAGCCCAGUCUAUCUUACACAACAGACAGAAAGACACACACACACUUAUAUCUAUCUAAUAUGUUGCUGCCGUCUCUCAGGUCCCUAGGAAGUCGAAGCUGGCUGUCCAUAGGAACGUCAGAGAUGAUGAAGGCUUCAUCGUCAGACACUUUGCCGGAGCUGUGUGCUACGAGACGGUAACACUCACGCACAUCGAUUAUAUUUUGAUUUGCUCUUGUGAUUGCUUGUUGUUUAACCUUGUAUGAUUGUGUGAUGUAACCAUGUCAUACUAUACACAGUUAUAUCUCAGACGUGGUGUAACUAUGUAGCAAUUUUAAAUACUGCUGCUGGUAAUAGUCUUCUCAGCUUGUUAGUAGGGCUGGAAAUUGCUAGGGACCUCAGGAUACAAUAUUAUCACGAUACUUAGGUGCCGAUAUAAUUUGAUUGGUCUACCUUUUUAAACAUGCAUUUUUCCAUUUAUAGACACUAGGGUUGUCCCCGAAUAAUACAUUAAUUAAUAGUGGUCGACCGAGAGUCGUCUGUUCUUUCGGCUAAUCGAUUGGUCGACAUUUUGAAACGUGUAUUUUUCUAUACAGUGCCUUCAGAAAGUAUUCACACCCUUUUACUUUUUCCACAUUUUGUUGCGUUACAGCCUGAAUUUAAAAUGGAUUAAAUUGAGAUUUUUGGUCACUGGCCCUACACACAAUACCCCAUAAUGUCAAAGUGGAAUUAAUUAAUAAAAAGCUGAAAUGUCUUGAGUCAAUAAGUAUUCAACCCCUUGGUUAUGGCAAGCCUAAAUAAGUUCAGGAGUAAAAAUGUGCUUAACAAGUCACAUAAUAAGUUGCAUGGACUCUGUGUGCAAUAAUAGUGUUUAACAUGAUUUUUGAAUGACUACCUCAUCUCUGUACCCCACACAUGCAAUUAUCUGUAAGGUCCCUCAGUCGAGCAGUGAGUUUCAAAUACAGACCACAGACCAAGGACACCUAUUGGUAGAUGGGUAAAAAUAAAACAAUUAGACAUUGAAUAUCCCUUAGAGCAGUGGUUCCCAAACUGUCAGGCGAUGGUCGUCAGGGGGGACGCGGCGGGGGUCCCCCCCCCCAAAAAAAAAUGAACUCAGUCAGGCGUUAAAUUUACUCUUGUUAUAGUAGAAUGCACAAGGUGCAAUUUCUAAAUUGGGUAAUUCAUCAUCAGUUCCUCUUGUCAUGUUAGUCAUUGCAUUCCUUAGAGAGCUAUUUAUAACUUGUCAGAAAUGUCCAGAUCAACUAGCCCAAUUAGAUAUGAAUUAGAAAAUUCUCUCCACCAACGAGGGGUGUGAACAGUUUGUGUCAUGAACAGUGCUUGUGCCUUUAGACAUAGACGUGGCAUCCUAUUUGCAAUAAAGCACUAAAGUAAAACUGCACAAAAUGUGGCUUAAAUACAAAGCGUUAUGUUCUGGGCAAAUCCAACCCGUCACAUCACUGAGUACCACUCUUCAUAUUUUCAAGCAUGGUGGUGGCUGCAUCAUGUUAUGGGUGUGCUCAACGGCAAGGACUAGGGAGUGUUUUUAAAUAAAAAGAAAUGGAAUAGAGCUAAACACAGGCAAAAUCCUAGAGGAAAACCUGGUUCCGUCUACUUUCCACCAGACACUGGGAGACAAAUUCACCUUUCAGCAGGACAAUAACCUAAAACACAAAGUCAAUUCUACACUGGAGUUGCUUACCAAGACGAAUGUUCCUGAGUGGCCUAGUUACAGUUUUGAAUUAAAUCGGCUUGAAAAUCUAUGGCAAGACUUAAAAUAAUAAUGUGCAAAUAUUGUACAAUCCAGGUGUGCAAAGCUCAGAGACUUACACAGAAAGACUCACAGCUGUAAUCGCUGCCAAAGGUGAUUCUAACAUGUAUUGACUCGGGGGGUUUAAUAUUUAUCUAAUCAAGAUAUAUUAGUGUUUAUUUUUCGUAUAGUUUUUUUAUACAAAUGUUAAGAGUAUUUUGUCUAGAUCGUUGACAAAAAAAGUACAAUUAAAUCCAUUUUAAUCCCACUUUAUAACACAACAAAAUGUGGAAAACGUGAAGGGGUGUGAAUACUUUCUGAAGACACCCUAUGUGUUUUAAUAAAAACAACUGCACAUAAACACAAUUUCAAAGAUUUACUGAGUUACAGUUCAUAUAAGGAAAUUAGUCAAUUGAAAUAAGUUCAUUAGGGCCUAAUCUAUGAAUUUCACAUUUAAAUUUUUUACAUUUUGGCACAACGCUCUUAACCACUAAGCUACCUGCCGCCCCAAGACUGGGAAUACAGGGACUCAUGACUGGGAAUACAGAUAUGCAUCUGUUGGUCACAGAUACCUUUAAAAAAAUAAUAAUAAUAGGGGUGUGGAUCAGAAAGGCAGUCAGUAUCUGGUGUGACCGCCAUUUGCCUCAUGCAGCGCAACAAAUCUCAGGCUGUUGAUUGCGGCCUGUGGAAUGUUGUCCCACUCCUCUUCAAUGGCUGUGCAAAGCUGCUGGAUAUUGGCGGAAACAGGAACACGCUGUGGUACACGUCGAUCCAAAGCAUCCCAAACAUGCUCGAUGGGAAUGGGUGACAUUUCUGGUGAGUAUGCAGGCAAUGGAAGAACUGUGACAUUUUCAGCUUCCAGGAAUUGUGUACAGAUCCUUGCGACAUGGGGCUGUGCAUUGUCAUGCUGAAACAUGAGGUGAUGGCGGCGGAUGAAUGGCACGACAAUGGGCCUCAGGAUCUCAUCACAGUAUCUCUGUGCAUUCAAAUUGCCAUCGAUAAAAUGCAACUGUGUUCGUUGUCCGUAGCUUAUGCCUGCCCAUACCAUAACCCCACCACCACCAUGGGGCGCUCUGUUCACAAGGUUGACAUCACCAAACCGCUUGCCCACACGACCCAAUCUGCCCAGUAGAGUUGAAACCAGGAUUCAUCCGUGAAGAGCGCACUUCUCCAGCGUGCCAGUGGCCAUCAUAGGUGAGCAUUUGCCCGCUGAAGUCAGUUACGACGGCGAACUGCAGUCAGGUCAAGACCCUGGUGAAGACGACGAGCACGCAGAUGAGCUUUCCUGAGACGGUUUCUGACAGUUUGCGCAGAAAUUAUUUGGUUGUGCAAACCCACAGUUUCAUCAGCUGUCCAGGUGGCUGGUCUCAGAAGAAGGUGAAGAAGCCGGAUGUGGAGGUCCUCGGCUGGCGUGGUUACACGUGGUCUGCGGUUGUGACGGCGGUUGGUUGUGGUCAGAAGUUGUGUGAUUGUGGUCAGAAGUUGUGUGGUUGCGGGUCAGUAGUUGUUGUCAGAAGGUGAGUGGUCAGAAGUUGUGUGGUUGUGGUCAGUAGUUAUGUGGUUGUGGUGACUAGAUGUGAUCAGCAGUUGUGUGGUUGUGGUCAGUAGUUGUGUGGUUGUGGUCAGCAGUUGUGUGGUUGUGGUCAGCAGUUGUGUGGUUGUGGUCAGCAGUUGUGUGGUUGUGGUCGGAAGUUGUGCGGUUGUGGUCGGAAGUUGUGCAGUUGUGGUUGGUAGUUGUGUGGUUGUGGUCAGUAGUUGUGUGGUUAGCAGUUGUGGUCAGUAGUUGAGUGGUCAGUAGUUGUGUGGUCAGAAGUUGUGUGGUUGUGGUCAGCAGUUGUGGUCAGUAGUUGAGUGGUCAGUAGUUGUGUGGUCAGAAGUUGUGUGGUUGUGGUCAGUAGUUGUGUGGUUGUGGUCAGCAGUUGUGGUCAGUAGUUCUGUGGUCAGUUGUGUGGUUGUGGUCAGUAGAUGAGUGGUCAGUAGUUGUGUGGCUGUGGUCAGUAGUUGUGUGGUCAGAAGUUGUUUGGUUGUGGUCAGAAGAUGAGUGGUUGGUAGUUGUGUGGUUGUGGUUAGAAGUUGUGUGGUUGAGGUCACUAGAUGUGGUAAGCAGUUUUGUGGUUGUGGACAGUAGUUGUGUGGUCAGUAGAUGAGUGGUCAGUAGUUGUGUGGUUGUGGUCAGUAGUUGUGUGUUUGAGGUCUCUAGAUGUGGUAAGCAGUUUUGUGGUUGUGGUCAGUUGUUGUGUGGUCAGUAGUUGUGUGGUCAGAAGUUGUUUGGUUGUGGUCAGUUAAAAUUAAAGUGGAAAACCACACAACAGGCUGAUCCAAAUUUGAUGUAAUAUCCUUAAAACAAGUCAAAAUGAGGCUCAGUAGUGUGUGUGGCCUCCACGUGCCUGUAUGACCUCCCUACAACGCCUGGGCAUGCUCCUGAUGAGGUGGCGGAUGGUCUCCUGAGGGAUCUCCUCCCAGACCUGGACUAAAGCAUCCGCCAACUCCUGGACAGUCUGUGGUGCAACGUGGCGUUGGUGGAUGGAGCGAGACAUGAUGUCCCAGAUGUGCUCAAUUGGAUUCAGGUCUGGGGAACGGGCGGGCCAGUCCAUAGCAUCAAUGCCUUCCUCUUGCAGGAACUGCUGACACACUCCAGCCACAUGAGGUCUAGCAUUGUCUUGCAUUAGGAGGAACCCAGGGCCAACUGCACCAGCAUAUGGUCUCACAAGGGGUCUGAGGAUCUCAUCUCUGUACCUAAUGGCAGUCAGGCUACCUCUGGCGAGCACAUGGAGGGCACACCAUGACUGACCCACCGCCAAACCGGUCAUGCUGGAGGAUGUUGCAUGCAGCAAAACGUUCUCCACGGCGUCUCCAGACUCUGUCACGUCUGUCACGUGCUCAGUGUGAACCUGCUUUCAUCUGUGAAGAGCACAGGGCGCCAGUGGCGAAUUUGCCAAUCAUGGUGUUCUCUGGCAAAUGCCAAACGUCCUGCACGGUGUUGGGCUGUAAGCACAACCCCCACCUGUGGACGUCAGGCCCUCAUACCACCCUCAUGGAGUCUGUUUCUGACCGUUUGAGCAGACACAUGCACAUUUGUGGCCUGCUGGAGGUCAUUUUGCAGGGCUCUGGCAGUGCUCCUCCUGCUCCUCCUUGCACAAAGGCGGAGGUAGCAGUCCUGCUGCUGGGUUGUUGCCCUCCUACGGCCUCCUCCACAUCUCCUGAUGUACUGGCCUGUCUCCUGGUAGCGCCUCCAUGCUCUGGACACUACGCUGACAGACACAGCAAACCUUCUUGCCACAGCUCGCAUUGAUGUGCCAUCCUGGAUGAGCUGCACUACCUGAGCCACUUGUGUGGGUUGUAGACUCCGUCUCAUGCUACCACUAGAGUGAAAGCACCGCCAGCAUUCAAAAGUGACCAAAACAUCAGCCAGGAAGCAUAGGAACUGAGAAGUGGUCUGUGGUCACCAACUGCAAAACCAGUCCUUUAUUGGGGGUGUCUUGCUAAUUGCCUAUAAUUUCUACCUGUUGUCUAUUCCAUUUGCACAACAGCAUGUGACAUUUAUUGUCAAUCAGUGUUGCUUCCUAAGUGGACAGUUUGAUUUCACAGAAGUGUGAUUGACUUGGAGCUACAUUGUGUUGUUUAAGUGUUCCCUUAAUUUUUUUGAGCAGUGUAUAUCAGUCGAAUUAUGUGCACAUUUCAUUCUAUUAAUUUUAGGCUAUUUAAAUUAAAUAUCAGCUACAAUUUCGUUAUCAAGAUGUUGGUCCUAGAUUAAUAAAUGGUAUAUAAAUGGAAUGAUAUGCCCAUUGAAUUCCAUUGCAUUUCACGUUGGGGGACCAAACAACAAAUGGUCUAAAGAGUUUUGGAGCAGGUCCCGGCCAUACGACGGGUAUUGAUUGACGAUCGAGACCAAAAGCAUUUAGAUCCGUCAUGGCAGGUCAUCAAUGUUCUGCAAUCGGUCAAUGCCGCACUGAAGCCUGUGGCCGACUUCACUGAUAUCUUAUCUGGGGAGAACUAUGUGACGGCGUUGUCAGUCGAGCCUGUUUUACGACUUUUAACGGGACAGAUUCUCUCUCCCAAACCCAACGACUCAGAGCUAACAAAAAAAAUAUAAAAGAUGUGCAGUAUAUUGCACGACAAGUACAAAUCCCCAGCACUUCAGGGGCUUUUGUCAAAGGCCUGCCUACUUGACCCCCGGUACAAAGGCCGUGUGGGAGAUGGCUUGGAUGGCACGAAAGAUGCCCUCCUUCAGGAGAUGUUGGCACUCGGGGAAGUAGACGGAGGCGGCACCAGCUGUACAGCUGGAGAUGGGGAUAACUGUGCACAGCUCCCGGCUAAAAAUAUUAAUCUUGGUGAUCUUCUUAGAGAAGAAACUGGCCCAGAAUGCUCCCCUCCCGGUACCCUUGAGAGUGCGUGCCGACACCGAGAUGACCCGCUAUAUGGAAGAGAAGGAACCGGACACAUCUGCUGACCCAUUGUCAUGGUGGCGGGAUAACCUUUUGGCUCUGCUUGCUAAAAAGUAUGUGCAUUUGCGCUACCAGCACUGCGUCAUAGAGGGUGUUCAGCACAGCAGGGAACAUAGUUACCUCUCUCCGGUCUUCACUGAAGCCGACAAAGUAAACAUGCUGGUGUUUUUUAAUCGGAACCUUAUAGCCUAACGUUGGCUAGUGCUAUAGCCUAUGAUAGUGGACUGAAACAAUAGCCUUUAUAGGCAACAGGCAGCUUAAACUUUGAGCGCAAUAGUUGUAUUAUAAUUAGAAGUGUCUUAUUUAUUUGUGUGCUAGUAUUACUAUUUCAGUGUUUUUAUUCAUAUUGUUUUACAUGAAUCCCCUUUUAAACUAAAAAAGAGAAAAUACGAAAAUUCCUAUAUGAAAGGCUAAGUAGCUUACAGACGCUAUUUGUCACCAUGCAGCUUUUUGUUGUCUUCAGUAAAAAAGAAAGACCAUAAACAGAAUUGUGUGUAUGCUAAAUCAUAACAGCUUAAUCAUUAUAAAAUGGUGAUGGUGAUGGUGGUGUUUAGCCUGCCCAGCUGGAAUUUGCCCAUUUUAAAAUCGAAACUAAUUUCACACAUGUAGGCAUUACACUGCGACAAGAAAUUGUGUAUGCCUUUUUUCAGAUGUUUUUUUUUUUUUUACAUCAUCAAUAUAGUGGAAUCAUGCAGCCCAUAUAUGUUUUGAUUUCAUAAGCCAUUCUAAGGUUUGUAUCAUUCACAACUAAAGUUGACAAAUAACUCAAAAUUAAGCAUAUAACCUGUUUCAAAUGAUCACUUUUUAAGCUGAACACAGAAUAACCGCUCCAUGUGUGCACUAGCUCGGAAAAAUAUCCUUUCAAUUUUAUUCAGCGAAGUUCAAUUAUAUUCUUACUAUAAAAUCAGAUAAUAUAAAAUAAUGGCACUUCAUAUUAUACAUUUCAUAAGAAAGACCAGCCUAAAAUAAAUAAUAGAUUUAUUCUGAUGGUGUACAGGCAAUUAAAUGGAUUUAUUACACUUUAGACUUUUAAAAUGUUGAUGUUUCAAAGGCACGCAUCAGCAGCUUGCAUGUGUGGAACCCCUUUAUGUUCAUUAACGGUCAAUUACCGUGAGACCGACAGUUAUUUGCUUGACAAUCAGCGGCUGACCGCUACAGCCCUAGUUGCGGUCAGUUGUUGUGUGGUCAGUAGUUGUGCGGUUGUGGUCUGUAGUUGUGUGGUUCAGUUGUUGUUGUGUGGUCAAUAUUUGUGUGGUUGGAAAAAGUUUGGGGGAAAUGUUGUAAUGCAGUUACUAAAACAGCUGUACCGUAAGAUGCGUAGUGAAUAUUUUGGUUUCGCGAACCGAUAUGAAUAGCAGAGAAGUAGAGGAAGAUUUCAUACCCUCUAACUUUUUGUCUAAAUUGUUGUGGUAGUGGUCAAAACGGCAGUUGUUUGAAAAAAAGUUACAGAAAACAGCUGUAACUUCUUAUCAGAAUAUAAUUUUUGGUUCAAACACCAGAUUUGUGUAGCAUGGAAGUAGAAGAAGAUGUAAACGCUCUAACUUUUUGUCUAAGUAGUUGCAAAGUGGUCAAAGUAGCUGAUUUGUGUCAAAAGUUGCAUUAUUGCUUUUACAGUGAAUUGCAGUUGGAGGUGAUGAUGUCAUAAUGGGGAGCUUUAGAAUGUUGAGAAAAAUGCCAUGAAAGUAAAUGAAACUAAAAAAUGUAUAACGUAAAAAGUAUAAAAGAUAUCAAAAGGUUGUAUACAAGCAAAUCGAGUGAGACCAAUCAGCACGUUUUAAAGUUCGAACAGCGUUUGUAGCUUAAACUGUGUAGAAGGAGUAGCAUGCUAAAGAAGAAGGAGAAGUAUGUCAAAGAUUGAAGCUGGGGCUUUUGCUGCGUAAGCACCACAAUUAGUUUCGAUCAGUCGUGGAAAUAAAAGUGCAGAAAGUUUUUUGGCUCACUAUUUUAAAAGAAGAUUGAGAACAAGCUAUAGGAUGAAAAAUACCAGAGUUUUGGCUCAGGUACAGCAGACUAGCACUAAGUAACACUACCAAAAAAUAAGUACUGUAUCUUUUAUAAUAUCAUCCAAAACAAUAUGUAACUGUAUUGAUUUUUUCCCCUAUCAAUACUUGUUAGCACACACGACAAAGUCUGUUUAUGUAUUUGUCAUGUUUUUUCUGUGCACAUGUGUGCGUUUGCAGACCCAGUUUGUAGAGAAGAAUAAUGAUGCCCUCCACAUGUCUUUGGAGAGCCUGGUGUGUGAGUCCAAGGAUAAGUUUGUGCGAGAGCUUUUUGAGAACUCCAACAACAGCAAGGACUCCAAGCAGAAGGCUGGCAAACUCAGCUUCAUCAGUGUGGGCAACAAAUUCAAGGUGAGGAAGGAGACUGUAGCAUCACCUGACUCUGAGAUGACACUUUGAAAGAAAAACACACCGCAAGUUCUUAUUAGUUUGUGUGAACCUACAAUUCUUAGUGUUUGAUAUUGUUUCACAUUCUACUUUCGCUGUUGAAGUGAAUAGUGUGUUUAGUUUGUAGUCUAAUGCUUUUCUUAUUGCUUAUUUCAGAUUGUUGUUUCAGAUGCUAUGACACAAUGUUAGAGAAAUCGCUGUGCACUGUUUUCCAACUUUGAAUUUCUAACGCCUCUCCCCUCCCACCCACGUUUCUUCCAUCCCUCCUUUCCUCUGUAGACCUCCUCCAGUCUCCUACCUCUUUUCCCAAGAAAUCCUUCCUUUGUGGAUGAAGUCAGCUAGAGAGUGUGGUGAAAAAGUCAGAGAUAGAAAGUAGCAGCCAGGCUAAAGUCUGUCACAAGGAAGCAUAGAGUCAGCCAGGGACAGAAGGUAACUCUCCCUGUAGAUUGUUUCAACAACACCGUGCUGUACCAGCAGAUGCACGCAGAGCACCCAUCACUUUUUUCCUGUCAUAUUCCCUCUCCACCUGUCUUUGUCUAUGGUCUUUGUGUGCCGUGAUGCUUGAGUUGAUGCUUUUAUCACUAAUUCAUAAGAUAAGGUGGACACAAUGACCUGAGUGUAGCGUUGCAGAGAAAAGAGCAAGAUCUUUUCAGCUUAAUGACACAAAUGUGCUUUAAUAAAACAUAAAAUCAUGAGGAAAGUUAGGCAAUAUGAGCCAAUAUAUUACAAUGCUGUGAGGAAGGGAACGUAGUCAAGUUUUCCUUUUUAUUCGAAUGUCUUUAACAGAUUCAUCCCUACUAUGAGCAGUGAAAGAUACGUGUAUUCAGGACACUCAUUCAUUCGUCAGUUAUCGUUUUCUGGAAUACAUCCCUUUAUCUCGUGUUUCCAAAAAGUAUUUGCUUGGCACAGUUUCAGUCAAUUUUUUAUAUAACUUGAGAAAUCAUCCAAAUUCAUUUAGGACUGUUGAAAGCAAAUCGUAUUGAGAACAGUGCAAGUGGCAUUUGCAGAAUCGUCAUGAGUCAUGCAUGGUUUUCUUUGUCUUUCCAUGUGCUGUUAUCCCUCACCUGUUCACAUGGAAGCAUGUUUGACUUUCUUUUGGAUAUGUCAACAUUAUAAUUAUUGCUUUUCUUCAGUUGUAAAUGUGCAAUGUCAAAUAUAAUCCCAAUUUGUUUGUAAGCGCUCCUUAACCCCUUUUUGUGCAUUGCGGUGGGACUCAGACUAAGUAUUAAGGAAGCGUUUUCUCUGCCUGCCUUCACAGACCCAGCUGAACCUACUGCUGGAGAAGCUUCACAGCACUGUGAGUAUCUGUCCCAUACCUGUUGUCCUCUCUCACACACUGGUAGUCAGGAAGUGGCCUCAGAUUGGAUGUGAUCGAUGGAUAUGUAAUGGAUAUGAUUUGCCUGUCUUUCAAAGGGCUCCAGCUUCAUUCGCUGUGUAAAACCCAACUUAAAGAUGGUGAGCCACCAUUUUGAAGGAGCCCAGAUUCUGUCUCAGCUGCAGUGUUCAGGUAUGGGCUAGGAGAGUAAGAACAUACUCUCAAAACAAUCAUUAAUACAAUCACAUUGUAAAAAAAAAAGUAAACAUUAGUUCAUUAUCAGUUAUAAAGAUUAGAACAGACACACACACACACACCUCUUUUGGUUUUGGUUCCUUUUCAAGACAUUUCUCUCCCCUUUCCUCACCAGGCAUGGUGUCAGUGCUGGACCUAAUGCAGGGCGGCUUCCCCUCCCGAGCCCCCUUCCAUGAGCUCUACAACAUGUACAAACAAUACAUGCCUGACAAGCUCACACGACUGGACCCCAGGCUCUUCUGCAAGGUGGGGGGCUCCCCCAAACACAGCAUUACAUUUCAUAUGUAACCUUGCAUUACUCAGAUGUUUAUACAUUUACGAGACGUCGACUGAUGGUUUUGGUUCUUGCUCCUCUGCAGGCUUUGUUCAAAGCACUGGGGCUGAAUGAGAAUGACUACAAGUUUGGGUUGACCAGAGUAUUCUUCCGUCCUGGGAAGGUAAGCACUGCUUUCUGCUGUCUUUUUAAUACUCUGCAGCAGUGUUUCCUAAACUCUGUCCUGGGGACCCUAAUAGGUGCACGUUUUUGGUUUCGCCCCAGCACUACACAGUUGAUUCAAACAAUCAACUCGUCAAGCUUUGAUUUUUCAAAUCAGCUGUGUAGUGCUGGGGCAAAAACCAAAAUGUACACCCAUUAGGGUCCCCAGGACCGAGCUUGGGAAAAGCUGCUCUACACUCUAUACAUGAUUCACAUAGGCCCAAAUGACCUUGAGUGAUUCUGUUGUUGUCCUGUUUCUGGGUCAGUUUGCAGAGUUUGACCAAAUCAUGAAGUCAGACCCAGACCACCUGGCAGAGCUGGUGAAGAAGGUCAACCAGUGGCUGGUCGUCAGCCGCUGGAAGAAGGUCCAGUGGUGUGCCCUUUCUGUCAUCAAACGUACGUCAACCCCCCUGACUCAUACUCAUACUGAGCUGGAGGACACACUGUGGAACCUCCUCGUUAACAAUAAUAAAGUAUUUAGUUGUUAGGGACAGAUACAAUUAAUAAUCUGUUGCAUUGCACCAUCAUGCUUGAGCUGAUUUGCAGCAUUAGGCACUAGACAGGCUUUAAAAUGGUGAAUAAGAAAAUAAAGGAAUAUAACUUUGAAAAGAGCCAACGUAACAAAAAAAAGUUUAAACGAUUUCUGCUGAGUCAGGAGUUGCUAAACUUCCCCUUCAUGAUAUGUCAUAUUUGAGGCUAUAUGCACUGCUACGGCUGGCUGCACUUCCAUUUCUUUUCCUUCAAAAAACUCCAACUUAAUAUCCCUACAAGUUCAGUCAACAGAUCAUAGGGAAUGUAGCUUUAGCUCUGUUUGUGUGAAUAGGCCCAAUACUAUGCUGAUGAUUGGAUUUGAGGAUGUAUUUGUCUCUUCUCUCUCUCCCUCUUACUCACUUUCUCUCGCUCUCUCUCGCUUUCUGUCUUACUCACUGACUUUCUCUCUCUUGCUCUCGCUCUAUCUCUACCCCCCCAGUGAAGGAGAAGAUGAAGUAUCGUGCUACUGCCCUUAUUAAGAUUCAGAAGACCGUCCGCAUGUGGCUCUGUAAGAGGAAACAUAAGCCACGGUGGGUACACACAAACACACAUUCUCUUUCUUUGAAAGUCCUUCACACUCUGUGCCUUUUGAUAGCUUCUCCACAUUGUGCAGUUAGAAGUUCAAAUCAAUCUGGAGAGCUCAGCCGUGAGUCCUGGCACGCUCUGUCACCAUAUUGCAUUAAGAAAUGUUAGUCUUACUGUAUUACUUUUGAAAAUACAGUAUGUAGUUUUCAUAUUGCUUUUGGAAAAAACAGUGGGGAAAAAAAGUAUUUAGUCAGCCACCAAUUGUGCAAGUUCUCCCACUUAAAAAGAUGAGAGAGGCCUGUACUUUUCAUCAUAGGUACACGUCAACUACAGACAAAAUGAGAUUUUUUUUCUCCAGAAAAUCACAUUGUAGGAUUUUUAAUGAAUUUAUUUGCAAAUUAUGGUGGAAAAUAAGUAUUUGGUCAAUAACAAAAGUUUCUCAAUACUUUGUUAUAUACCCUUUGUUGGCAAUGACACAGGUCAAACGUUUUCUGUAAGUCUUCACAAGGUUUUCACACACUGUUGCUGGUAUUUUGGCCCAUUCCUCCAUGCAGAUCUCCUCUAGAGCAGUAAUGUUUUGGGGCUGUCGCUGGGCAACACGGACUUUCAACUCCCUCCAAAGAUUUUCUAUGGGGUUGAGAUCUGGAGACUGGCUAGGCCACUCCAGGACCUUGAAAUGCUUCUUACGAAGCCACUCCUUCGUUGCCCGGGCGGUGUGUUUGGGAUCAUUGUCAUGCUGAAAGACCCAGCCACGUUUCAUCUUCAAUGCCCUUGCUGAUGGAAGGAGGCCCCAUUCAUUCUUUCCUUUACACGGAUCAGUCGUCCUGGUCCCUUUGCAGAAAAACAGCCCCAAAGCAUGCUGUUUCCACCCCCAUGCUUCACAGUAGGUGUGGCCGCAACUCGGCAUUCUUUGUCCUCCAAACACGACGAGUUGAGUUUUUACCAAAAAGUUCUAUUUUGGUUUCAUCUGACCAUAUGACAUUCUCCCAAUCCUCUUCUGGAUCAUCCAAAUGCACUCUAGCAAACUUCAGACGGGCCUGGACAUGUACUGGCUUAAGCAGGGGGACACGUCUGGCACUGCAGGAUUUGAGUCCCUGGCGGCGUAGUGUGUUACUAAUGGUAGGCUUUGUUACUUUGGUCCCAGCUCUCUGCAGGUCAUUCACUAGGUCCCCCCGUGUGGUUCUGGGAUUUUUGCUCACCGUUCUUGUGAUCAUUUUGACCCCACGGGGUGAGAUCUUGCGUGGAGCUCGACUGUGUGUGACUGUUUGAGGUUGUGGACAGGUGUCUUUUAUACUGAUAACAAGUUCAAACAGGUGCCAUUAAUACAGGUAACGAGUGGAGGACAGAGGAGCCUCUUAAAGAAGACGUUACAGGUCUGUGAGAAUCUUGCUUGAAUCUCACAGUUACAGGUCUGUGAGAAUCUUGCUUGUUUGUAGGUGACCAAAUACUUAUUUGCAAAUAAAUUCAUAAAAAAUCCUACAAUGUGAUUUUCUGGAUUUUCUUUUCUCAAUUUGUCUGUCAUAGUUGUUGUGUACCUAUGAUGAAAAUUACAGGCCUCUCUCAUCUUUUUAAGUGGGAGAACUUGCACAAUUGGUGGCUGACUAAAUACUUUUUUUCCCCACUGUAUAUAUUGCUUUUGUGAAUGGGUCCAUCCGGUUGAUGAGUUUUUGAAUUGACUUGUUAUCAUGGACUGCUCAGGACCCUAGAAAAUGUGUGAUAGGUCGUUUCACAGAUAAAGCCAAAGGCAGCUGAGAGUUCUGUUUUUCAUUUGAAAUACAUUUGCAAAAAAAUGUAAAAGCAUGUUUUCACUUUGUCAUUGUCUGGUAUUGUGUGUAGAUUGGUGAGAAAAAAAUUCUGAUUAAUACAUUUUGAAUUCAGGCUGUAACACAACAAAAUGUGGAAUAAAUCAAGGGGUAUGAAUUCUUUCUGAAGGCACAGUAUAUGUUCUGUGAAUAGGUUAUUAUGUAGCUUGCACAAAACGACCUAAUAGAGUUGAAAUGUGAGUUCACACAAGAAACCAUUUUCAAGCAUAAAAACUAAUAUAGACUUUUAUUAAUCUCAACCAAAACGAUGUGUGUGUUUUGGCACGUGCGCGUUUUAGUGCUCACACUUAUAUGUGGUUGCACGUAUACUUUAAUGUGCUCCUACGUGUGUGUGUUCAUAUGUAUGUGUGUGUUGCGGCCACAGCAUCGAUGGCAUGGUGAAGGUGCGUAACCUGAAGACACGGAUGGAGCGAUUCAACGAGGUAGUGGGUGCACUGAAGGAGGGCAAGCAGGAGAUGGCCAAGCAGAUCCAGGAGCUGGGGGCCUCCAUCGACACCCUCAUGGCCAAGAUUAAGGUGAGGGCAGCUCCGGGGUGAAGUUGCUCGAAGGCAGAGAUCUAGGUUCAGCUCCUAAUCAGGGAAUUGCAAAACUGACCCAAGAUCAGCGUCUAGGGGCAACUUCACCCUAAACCGAGAAGGCCAGGGUGACUCACCUCUCUUACUUUUCUAAUCUCACAGAUCUCAUCUCUCUGUCAUCUCAGCAGGAAGCCAUUUCCUGGGUGUAAUGAUGUCAUGUCAUAGUAUUGUGAGGACAGAGGUAGAGUUACGAGAUAAGUGGUUUGGGGUCAUGAAGUCUACAUUCCUUAUGUCAAGGUAGAUUAGUGAUGUUUAGGAUAGCAUGAGUGAUGGGCAGGAUAGUGACUUGGGGUAAAGAGUGAUGAACAUCAAAGACAGGGAGUGCCCAUGGAGACUGGAGACUUACCAGAUGUAUGCCAGGAAGAGGGUAAUAGAAGAUAUAUGAGGUAGAGUGUUUCCUUUGUUCAAGUUAGUUCGUAACACCAAGGGCAAAGCUCUGGUCAUUGUUGUAACGAACCCGGUACCGAUCAUUAAAUAUUUGCAUUAACUUUCUACAAAGUGUCUAACUAAAUUCUUGCAUCCUUGAUUACUUGAACACCCGAGAAACUCAUCAUAACACUGGGGUUGUUUUUGAUGUUCCCUCAAAACAAUUUCUGCACUGAGCAAAUGUAAUGUCUGCUGAGCGCUAUGUUGUGAAAAUUCUGGCGUGCGUUUUCUGUGAACACUGAGGCUGUACCCACUUUAAAUUAUAGUUUUAACAGUGGCUAAGUAGGCUACUGUGGCUAUUUGAUCAUAAUAUAUGCCUACCAGAGUGGCCUACCAUCAAAACCCAUGGAGAAAAUGCAUCCCAUAAUAUUUUAACAUGGAAAUAGCUAUUGAAAUAGCUGUUCUAUCAUUCAGCCUACAGUAUCAGCCAAUGUGUGGUGUUCAAUGUAGGCCUAGAUUCCAUGAGACUUUGGAAAAGAUGCAGGGCUUGACAUUAUCUUGUUUAGCCACUCAAACAAGGUGACUGAAAAUGUUUUUGUGUUUGAUGCAAGAAACCACUUUGCAAAAUACCAUUCAAUAUUAUUCCCAUACCAUUAUUAUUACAGAGAAUCAGGGGGGGGAAAAUAUGCUACCCUCUGCCUAUUGGCUUCUUGGCUUAUUCAAACCUGUCUCAAAAUACAACACUGCCUCUUUAAGACAUAAAAAAGCUCUUUACCUGACUCGAUUUUCAAUGAUUUUCAAUGAUGGCUAGAAGUUUACACGUUGUGUGCUCUUCUAGGAAGCAAUCACACCUCGAUUGCUCACCAGAAAUGAGUUGUAACUGGGCUAAUAACUCACUAACUAGCAAAGAAUAUGAAUAAAUGUGCACAUGAGGCUACACGCGGUUAUGCGCUUUGAUCUCAAAACAAGCGCAUCUUCUCGCGAGCGCUCGUGCCCGUCAAUGCAAUAGAAUCCUCCGACAAUGCACUCUGCCUAAAACAAAAUCACAGACUAAGUCUUACAGAGUUAGCUUUGUUUCGGUAUGUUGCUUUGAAAGGGGCUAGUACUAUGUUGAUUCGAUCACAAUUCCCACAGUAGAGGGAAAGGUUGAUAGUGUAAACUAACGGGGCCAACUGUAGUGUAGUUCAAUCUCGUGCGUCUCUUCACGGGCUGGCAUUUCUUCCGCGCGGCAGUCUUGGUGGAGCUUCCCGAACGCACAGCUUAGAGGGAACAUUGGUUGAUUCGAUGUGUAAUCCUCUAAUAUGGAUAAAUAUGGUUAGGCAAUUCCCCUGUCUCCCUCUGCUAGAAACACCAGUGUUUGGGGCCUCUAGAUGUAUGGCACAUCAACCCAACCCACAUGCUAUCCAAACUCUGAAAUUGAUUCCCAAAUUUUUUUAGUGUUGUCUGUAAACUUUGUCUUUGUAGCCAGAUGCGUGUUAUUGGCAGAGGUAGCUAGCUAGAGCGCCGGUAGCCAUCCCUUAGACUAGAUGACUGGAAUCCGAACAGAACCUUUUCUGUCUCAUUCUCCCUUUCUCUCCUUCCUUACUUCCCUCCCUUACUCCCUAGUUCAGUCACCUCUGUGCGUCUGCCCAACCCUGCGCUCCUCUGUUAUCCCCGUGUAGCUCAGUUGGUAGAGCAUGGCGCUUGCAACGCCAGGGUUGUGGGUUCGAUUCCCACGGGGGGCCAGUAUAAAAAAAUUAAAAUUAUGCACUCAAACUGUAAGUCGCUCUGGAUAAGAGCGUCUGCUAAAUGACUAAAAUGUAAAAUGUUCACUAGUGCCUGAUGCUGUUCUCAGCCCUAUAUGAAGCCUGUAGCGUUAGCAUCGCUAUCUGAAUUAUACAUGUCAUAAACAAUGGCUGUCAUUUAGUCAGCGGCGUCAGACCCCAUUCCAGCAGGGAAGACCCUCAAACCCAUGGACAGUUUUAAAUAAACUUUUGUAUGUGCAUAGGAAAUUAGGAAAGUUGAAUGAGAUUCUGGGAUAUUGGGAAUUUAAUGUUACUUUUAACGUUUACCCCACAGGCUUUUUAUUGUAUCUCAUUUGUUUAAGUCAUCGUGAAAAAAAUCUAUCCUAUGAAACGUAUAUGAUGUAUGCAUUUAUGAUAAUGACAUGACACACUGUAUGACAACACAAGUCCAAAUAAUUCUGAUUUUAGCAUAUACAAAAUAGUGUAAUAAGCCUAUCAAAUCAAAUCAAAUAGUAUUUGUCACAUGCGUCGAAUACAACAGGUGUGAAAUGCUUACUUACAAGCCCUUAACCAACAAUGCAGUUUUAAGAAUACCUACAAAAAAAGUAAUUAAAGAGCAGCAGUAAAAUAACAAUAGCGAGGCUACAGUGGGGGAAAAAAGUAUUUAGUCAGCCACCAAUUGUGCAAGUUCUCCCACUUAAAAAGAUGAGAGAGGCCUGUAAUUUUCAUCAUAGGUACACGUCAACUAUGACAGACAAAUUGAGAUUUUUUUUCUCCAGAAAAUCACAUUGUAGGAUUUUUUAUGAAUUUAUUUGCAAAUUAUGGUGGAAAAUAAGUAUUUGGUCACCUACAAACAAGCAAGAUUUCUGGCUCUCAUAGACCUGUAACUUAUUCUUUAAGAGGCUCCUCUGUCCUCCACUCGUUACCUGUAUUAAUGGCACCUGUUUGAACUUGUUAUCAGUAUAAAAGACACCUGUCCACAACCUCAAACAGUCACACUCCAAACUCCACUAUGGCCAAGACCAAAGAGCUGUCAAAGGACACCAGAAACAAAAUUGUAGACCUGCACCAGGCUGGGAAGACUGAAUCUGCAAUAGGUAAGCAGCUUGGUUUGAAGAAAUCAACUGUGGGAGCAAUUAUUAGGAAAUGGAAGACAUACAAGACCACUGAUAAUCUCCCUCGAUCUGGGGCUCCACGCAAGAUCUCACCCCGUGGGGUCAAAAUUAUCACAAGAACGGUGAGCAAAAAUCCCAGAACCACACGGGGGGACCUAGUGAAUGACCUGCAGAGAGCUGGGACCAAAGUAACAAAGCCUACCAUCAGUAACACACUACGCCGCCAGGGACUCAAAUCCUGCAGUGCCAGACGUGUCCCCCUGCUUAAGCCAGUACAUGUCCAGGCCCGUCUGAAGUUUGCUAGAGUGCAUUUGGAUGAUCCAGAAGAGGAUUGGGAGAAUGUCAGAUGAAACCAAAAUAUAACUUUUUGGUAAAAACUCAACUCGUCGUGUUUGGAGGACAAAGAAUGCUGAGUUGCAUCCAAAGAACACCAUACCUACUGUGGAGCAUGGGGGUGGAAACAUCAUGCUUUGGGGCUGUUUUUCUGCAAAGGGACCAGGACGACUGAUCCGUGUAAAGGAAAGAAUGAAUGGGGCCAUGUAUCGUGAGAUUUUGAGUGAAAACCUCCUUCCAUCAGCAAGGGCAUUGAAGAUGAAACGUGGCUGGGUCUUUCAGCAUGACAAUGAUCCCAAACACAACGCCCGGGCAACGAAGGAGUGGCUUCGUAAGAAGCAUUUCAAGGUCCUGGAGUGGCCUAGCCAGUCUCCAGAUCUCAACCCCAUAGAAAAUCUUUGAAGGGAGUUGAAAGUCCGUGUUGCCCAGCGACAGCCCCAAAACAUCACUGCUCUAGAGGAGCUCUGCAUGGAGGAAUGGGCCAAAAUACCAGCAACAGUGUGUGAAAUUCCUUGUGAAGACUUACAGAAAACUUUUGACCUGUGUCAUUGCCAACAAAGGGUAUAUAACAAAGUAUUGAGAAACUUUUGUUAUUGACCAAAUACUUAUUUUCAAUAAAUUCAUAAAGAAUCCUACAAUGUGAUUUUCUGGAGAAAAAACAUCUCAUUUUGUCUAUCAUAGUUGACGUGUACCUAUGAUGAAAAUGACAGGCCUCUCUCAUCUUUUUAAGUGGGAGAACUUGCACAAUUGGUGGCUGACUAAAUACUUUUUUCCCCCACAGGGGGUACCGGUACCGAGUCAAUGUGCGGGGGCACCGGUUAGCCUAUGUGUUUAUGCAUAAGACCUUGACCUAUGACACCACUCCUUUGACCUAUGCCCCCUCCUAUAGGCAACAGUAAUGACCCGGAAGGAGAUUGACCAGGAGUACCAGGGGCUGGUGAAGCGCUCUGAGCAACUGCUCUCCUCCAUGCAGAAGAAGAAGCAGGAGGAGGAGGAGAUGGAGAGGCUGCGGCGCAUCGAGGAGGAGAUGGCGGGGGAGAGGAAGAGAAGGGAGGAGGAGGACCAGCGACGCCAGAAGGAGGAGGACGACAGAAGGAUGUAAGUGGAGGGGAAGGAAGGGUGAAUAAUGGUGGUAUUGGGGGUACAAAAGAGAACAUACAUUUGUAUUUAUUUUUAUUUAACCUUUAUUUAACCAGGUAAGCCAGUUGAGAACAAGUUCUCAUUUACAACUGCGACCUGGCCAAUAUAAAAACAACAACACAGAGUUACAUAUGGGGUAAACAAAACAUAAAGUCAAAAAUACAACAGAAAAUAUGGGCCGAUAGUACUGGGGAUUUAAGUAGUGGAGGGCUUCACUGUGUGCAGGCUUUUGGUUCUAGUGUGUUAGUGCUGGGCUGCAACAAAAGCCUGCACAGUGCACCAAUAGCAGCCCUCCAGUAUUGGAGUUGUCCACGCUUGCACUGUUUUGACAUUUACAUUUACAUUUUAGUCAUUUAGCAGACAUGACCUCUCAAUUUUAAAGAAACCCCCAACAGGAUAUGUCCGCAGUUGAUGUUCAGAGAUUGAUCUUAUACAUGAUUCAUGGUUUGAUCGUGUCAUUGAGGACAUCUGUGAUUUUAAAGUUACAUGGCGUUUUGCCAUUUAAAGGCAUUAACCACCUCUGUCCUCUGUCAUCCUUUCCCCUCUCAUUAGGAAAUCAGAGAUGGAUCAUAAGAGGAAGCAGGAAGAAGAGGAAAGGAAGCGGAGGGAGGAAGAGGAGAGGAUAAUGCAGGUUUGUGACCCCUCUUAAGUGCGAUUGUUGUGGAAAAGGAGAGCUUUGUUACUCACCUUUCCCUUCCCACUAAAGAGACCCUAACACUGGUCCACUUCAUCAGACAUUGACCUUAAUGCCUGAUAGUCUCAAAUGACUUUCUAUGGAGCAGUAAUGGAUUGAUUUCUUACCUGUCGUGUUUGUUGUACUAAGACCAGGGUCGUGGCAUUGGUCAGAUUCCCCAGUGGGCUGUCCCUGUCUUGUGAUGGAUCACUCCUGCUGAGUUUCUCCUUCCCCUUCCCUUCCCAGAACCACCCUUCCCCUCCCACUGUGCCUGAGUCCUCCGCUUCCCCUGAUGAUCAUGCCCUCAAUUACCGUUUGCAGUUACCUCCUUUUCUCCUCUACCGUUUGUUCCCAACCCCCUUCUGUCCUCGUCUGCCCUGUAAAAUCAUAUGCAUUUUCCUAAUUUUCUCUUCCUCUGCCCUCUCUUUCCACCCUCAUCCCCCUUUUCUUCUGUCCUGUAUUACCAUAUGCUGUUCUCUCUUUUCUCUCCUCCUCUGCCCUCCAUUCCCAGCCUCAGGCCCCCUUUUCCGCUCUCUUUUCUUCUCUAUCCCCUCAUUCCCACACCCUUCUUCAGUUCUCAACCCUCCAUCUCCAUCAAUCCUCUUCCUUCCUCAUCCAUCACUCCUCUUUUUCUUCACGACUGCUCUCCUUUAUCCCUGUCUCUGCCUCCCCCUAUUAUAUUGGUAGUCUUUCAUCUCUAAUCCCCUACUUCCUGUCUAGACAGUCCUCUUUCCCUAUUCUCAUCUCUCUGUAGUCCCUUCUUCCCUCUUCCCCCGCCAUCCCAUUCUCUCCCUCUCAACACACCAGUCCUCCCUUUUUCCUAUUCUCUCCCUGUUCUCCUAUUCUCUCCUAUGAUGGUGUCUAUCCUGGGGAUCACCACCGUUCACUGUCUCUAAUCUACCCGGGCUGGAAGCCCUGUCAAAGCUCUCCUGCUAGUCUAGGAGUGCUAGAAGUACUGAUGCUAGCUCAUUUCAUGGACCGCAAGCAGAGGCACCCACGUCUGCCCUCCCAAGCUCACCCCAGCACAGCAUUGAUAUUCAUAGAUCUCCACCCGUUGCUUUUAGCAGCCCGAUUCACACGCACAAAGCUGAGUUUCCGAAGCGUCUCUCUAAAGUUCACUUUAGCCUUGGCUCAUCCUACUUCAAAGCCUUAGAAUAGUGGAAAUGCGCUUUUUGGGGGGGUACCUGUGCUUUUUUCCCCUCAGAGUUUUGCUACUUUCACCUUUGCUACCUUGUUUAUCGCUCUCCAACUUCCCCACAACGCCUAAAGAGUCCCUCUGACCUUCCUCUCUGAUUUGGCUGCCGUGUUGUUGUUGCAGUUGUCUGCUGGGUGCAUGUCUGCAUCGUCUAGACGUGCAAUCACAGGGACAGACUCAAUACCAGCUGCUUAAACCAGGAUAAUAUGUCUAAUCAGGCCUCACCACACAGCAGGCCCUGUAAUUGCCUAAGUUCUCCUGGCAUUCAGGGCCAGUCGAGGCUCCAUCGCUCCCCAGGACUGAGACAGUCUGACUCAGCCCCUGGUCCUGCUCUAAUCUCAGACUCCAGAGGUGGCUGGCUUUCCCCCAAAAAAAGUGUGAGAAGAAGAACAUCCAUGUUGUGUUUACUUGCUGUGUUUACAGAUUAAAAGUGGCGUGUUGUGUCAAUCGUCAUGAAAUGUUGAAUCUAUGGCAUGUAAAAAAAUUAAUAAUAGAAAUCUUACCAAGUUUCUGCUGAUAGCUGUCUGAAAGUAACUGUCUAGUGAUACAGAUAGUCUAUCCUUUCUCUGCUGUAGUGAUGUUUCACAUCAAUAACAGCUUCCUUAUAUGAAGCCCUGUAAAUGAACCACUCAUGAUGAUGCAGUGGCGAUGUUGAGAAUAACGACGGUGCUGACGAUGUGUGCGUUCAGGCGGAGAUGGACAUCCAGAUAGCGUUGGAGCGAGAGGAGGACGCCCAGCGGUCGGCCAUGUUGGAGCAGGAGAGGCGGGACAGAGAGCUGGCCAUGAGGAUCGCCCAGAGUGAAGCCGAACUCAUCACCGACGAGGCCCAGAUGGACCCCAGCCUGCGCAGGUACACACGGAUACACAAAAGUGGACACACAAACACACACACACUGUGCUGUAUAUCUGUGUAUUGUUAUUCAUAUAUUGUAGUGUCUCAAUACACAAGCCCUAGAGGAGGUUUUUGUAGGACGUACCCAAGGUUGAGUACGUGGACAAGGUUGUUGUUUAACCCGGAACAUGUUGUAAUAUGAGCUCUAGGAGCUUCUGCAGCAGGAUUUGGUAAGGAUUCAACAAGUCAAAUAAAAAGAGCUGUUGUAUUUCUUCUAGGUCCGAAAGGAGACCUGUCCACUGCAUGCAUGUGUAACCAAUUUUUUUUCUCCUCUUGUUCUCCCCUCUCUCAGAAAUGGGUCUUUCUCAGGUCUCUAUCCAGACACAGUGAGAUCCAUGUAAGACAUUAGCCAUUAGCUUAGCCUCCUGCUUCCAGUAACCUAACAUAAGCCAUUAAUCACACUCCCCCGCAUGCUUUAAUCUCAACCUCAAAUCUUUCAUCAACCUAUAUCCAGGAUUGUACCAGCCCAUGCAAAGCCAUCAUAAACAAUACGCAAAUUCUCUAACUCUUCACAUUGGAUCCAACCAAAUAACACCACAUUCCAGUCACGAAUCAAUCCGCCGUUGUGGUCCCGGCCCAGGGCAUGAAUCAACAAUGCCAAGGUAUACGCACGUCUGUUAUUAGCCCAUCGCAAACAGAUGACUAUUGCGUGACAAAUCUAAAUAGGAACAUAUCAUAGAACAUGCCGAUCUGCUUUUGAUCUGUUUCUGCUGGUUCUUCUGAGUUGCACCAGUCAUAUCCUCAUCAUCAUAUCCUCUGUUUGCAGUGCUGGUGGACUUCAAAACCUCAAGGCAAUCACAAUGUAUGUUCUCUGGGGCUUUUUCAUACAUUGUAUUUGUUCUUAUCAAGCAUAUUGAUAUGGCAAACAUUGAUAUUCCAUUCCUAUUGUAUUACAUCUGAUAGCUUUGCACAACUAUUUGAUAAAACACACAAAGCCCUCUCUUUAAACUGAUCUACUACUCAGUGGGGAUGUACUGUAGAAUUAACUCCUAACCAACGUUCGUGGUAGGACUAAUUAGCUAACUAGUUAGGACUCACACUUAACCACUCCAGUAAUGAUAUCAGUAGCUACUACCGUCAAACAAAUAGAUUAGUUUAGCCAUGGUUAGUUACAGUUGGAACAGAGUAGUACUGUAUUUGGGUGUACUGACACUUGGCCUACCUGUUCACUCAUCAGAUGCAAUUACUUCUUCAUGACUUGUCACUGAGGGAUAUAAUUAAGCAGCUUCCAAUUCUUACAGCUGUCAACACGCCACAAGUGUCACAUCAGUGUGUGACUGUCACAACACAGGCUGACAUCAACGUAUCAGAUGGCUACACACACAGUUCAUAGUGGAAGCCACCCUGGUCUCCGUGACCAAUGGGAAAUACGAUUAUACUACUGAUAUAUGGAUGUGUGUGAAUCAAGAGACAUUUAUGUGUUAUUCUGUUAUAGUAAUUGAUGUGUGCUGGUAUUAAUGUGUUUAUAGGGAGGAAAUGGCCCUGGAAAUGUCACAACUUCUGGCUUGGUGGGUAAUGGAGAUAAAUAGUUUGUUCCCGGAUCAAUGAUCACCUGAAUCACCCAAAUCGAUUAAUCAAAUGAAUCAUUUCCGGAAAAAAUCCAAAAUUAAUUGUUAAAAUUGUUUAAAAUCCUAGUGAGCAAAGGGAAAUGAAGAGAUUUUACCAAUGAUGUUAUCUUGUUGAUCAGUGUAUUGAAUCUUGAAAUUAGACGUGUUUGUGUGUGUGCCUGCAUGCGUGUGUGUUUUGGGAUUAAAUCUGAUUGUGUGCCAGAUGUGGCAUUGACCACAGCUAUGGCACUUUGAACACGACUAACUUCCUUAAAGCUGGUUUAAGAAAGUUACUACAAACAACAAACACUGUUUUUUCCCCUCAGACAUCAUUGCACCUUUUUUUUUGCCAUGACGGUAAAAAAGCUCCUCAGUUUGGCAACAAAAACAAUAACUGUGGUGUUGCGGCCAGUGACGCUGUUUCUCCCUACUAUGGAUUCCAUCUUUAAAGACACAACAUCAAUCAAAGUGUAUGCCUCAUCUAUAAUAAGCGCUCUUUGUAAGAGCUAGUUGGCCAACGCACCUUCGAGUCGCCGUGUCUACACUCAAUCCCUGUUACCCCCGGAGCACUUUGAGGGGGUGACCUGGCAACCAUCCAGCGCUCAGCCCCAAAGGUCAGGUGAGCUGUCACCACAAAACACAACAGUGUCUCGCUGACAUUCUUCUGUCACUCCGGUAUCUGCCCAGGCUGGCCCUCCUCCCACCGAAGAUUGGAUGAGCACCAGAAGACCCAAGGAUUCCUCUACAGCGGACCAAAGCCUUGACCCUGCCACAUAGACGCCCAUACAGACCUGGAGGGCCACCUGUAAAUAGGGGCCAAAUCCUGCAUGUCAGGUUAUUGAGUUAGAGCUCUCAGAAGCAUGCUGCUGGAGGGGUGGAAAGGGCUGCAGACUGUGCUUUCGUAAGCCCAGGAACACACUGACUAAGGUUAGGUGAUGUGGGCACUAGGGAGUAGGUGAUAGGGUGAAAUGGGCACACUAAAUGUCCACAUGCAUGUAGUCCAGCUCCCCUGCUGUCUGCUUCAUCCACCUCGUAGUGGGAGUGUAAUUGCCUGGGGGAUGUCGGAGAACAGUGCCAAAGUCAGACACAGAUUUCCCCUUUUUGCCCCACUUAGCACUUGAUUGUUUUUCUGAUUGUUACCAGUAUUUUAGUCUUUGAAAAUGACCACCAGAUCACUAUGGCGCGCCGAUCCGUGCGGGGAUUCCGAGACGUCCCACUGCUCGGACCUUUUGAAAUGUUGAAUUACAAUUCAAAUUGAUUCCUCUCUUCUCUUGCGGGGAAUGCAGGGGUCCACAGGUGCAGGCACUCAAAGCCGCCGGCGUGAGGAAGUACGACCUGAGCAAGUGGAAGUACGCCGAGCUGCGGGACGUCAUCAACACCUCGUGCGGUAAGACUUUUCCCCAACCCCUCUCACCACUACCGCUACCAAGGCCUGAGGGGCUACUCUCAGCAUGGGGCCCCAUCUAUUCACUACACUACACUCUGAAAAAGCCCAGGGAUACCUGGGCAAUGUGACGAGCUCUCAGGGAGAUUCAUGAUCCGGCUCUGUGCACCUCCAUCACUCACGCCAUCAUUAAUUCAGCCCCACUGUUAAUAAUUUAAAAACUGGCCGGUAACGCAACCUCUUCAAAAGUGUGGCAAAGGGGUUUUCGCCCUGCUCUAGACUUUCCUGCCUAGGCGUGAUUUCCCCUAUAAUUUUCACGUAAAGCUAAAGUGGGAGGUAAUUUCGAGGAGAUUGCAACUGGGCGAAAUUGACAGGGGAAUUCUAUUUGUUUGAGGGUGUAAUAUUUAAGAGCCGACAGGAGAGUGUACAUGCAGCUGCUACGUUGAUGAAGGUACAGCCUUGUGGCAGAGGGGGAGAUUAUUACCAUUAAGGUGAAUUACAGUGUUUUGCCCUCUGUACCCGUUUCAAUAAAAAAACAUGGAGGAAAGUCUUACCGCCUCAUUCUGAAUCGACAUGUAUGAAUAGGCCAGCUGUCAGUUGGGGAGUGCUUCGUACCAACACUUCCCCUAAGAGCAUGCUGUGUCUCAACCGAUAGUGAGCAUAACACAAACACCUCAGAUGAUGGAAAAUAGGGUCUAAGCUACAAUAUAUAUGCGAGAAAUGGACAUUAAAGGACCAGUUCUACCAUUGGCAAAUACACUACAUGAACAAAAGUAUGUGGACACCUGCUCGUCGAACAUCUCAUUCAUAAAUCAUGGGCAUUAAUAUGGAGUUGGUCUCCCCUUUGCUGCUAUAACAGCCUCCACUCUUCUGGGAAGGCUUUCCACUAGAUGUUGGAACAUUGCUCUGGGGACUUGCUUCCAUUCAACCACAAGAGCAUUACUGAUGUCAGGCACUGAUGUUGGGCGAUUAGUCCUGGCUCGUAGUCGGCGUUCCAAUUCAUCCCAAAGGUGUUCGAUUGGGGUUGAGGUCAGGGCUCUGUGCAGGCAAGUCAAGUUCUUCCACACCGAUCUCGACAAACCAUUUCUGUAUGGACCUCGCUUUGUGCACAGGGACAUUGUCAUGCUGAAACAGGAAAGGGCCUUCCCCAAACUGUUGCCACAAAGUUGGAAGCACAGAAUCGUCUAGAAUGUAGCGUUAAGAUUUCCCUUCACUGGAACUAAGAGGCCUAGCCCAAACAAUGAAAAACAGCUCCAAACCACCCCCACCAAACUUUACAGUUGGCACUAUGCAUUCAGGCAGGUAGCGUUCUCCUGGCAUCUGCCACACCCAGAUUCUUCCAUCGGAAUGCCAGAUGGUGAAGCGUGAUGCAUCACUCCAGAGAACGCAUUUUUCACUGCUCCAAAGUCCAAUGGUGGAGAGCUUUACACCACUCCAGCCGACACUUGGCAUUGCGCAUGGUGAGCUUAGGCUGCUCGGCCAUGGAAACCCAUUUCAUGAAGCUCCCGACGAACAGUUCUUGUGCUGACAUUGCUUCCAGAGGCAGUUUGGAACUCGGUAGCUACGCGCUUCAGCACUCUGCGGUCCCAUUCUGUGAGCUUGUGUAGCCUACCACUUCACGGCUGAGCCGUUGUUGCUCCUAGAUGUUUCCACUUCACAAUAACAGCACUUACAGUUGACCGGGGCAGCUCUAGCAAUGCAGAAAUUUGACGAACUGUGUUGUUGGAAAGGUGACAUCCUAUGACGGUGCCACAUUGAAAGUCACUGGGUUCUUCAGUAAGGCCAUUCUACUGCCAGUGUUUGUCUAUGGAGAUUGCAUGGUGGUGUGCUCAAUUUUAUACACCUGUCAGCAACGGGUGUGGCUGAAAUAGCCGAAACCACUAAUUUGAAGGGGUGUCCAUGUACUUUUGCAUAUAUAGUGUUUAGUUCAAAUCAAAAGGGAGCAGUCAAAAAGUGAUUGAAAUUAAGUGGAAUGACCCUAAUGCAUUAAUUGUGGUGGAAAUGAAAUUCGGCUUGGUUGUGACGACUUUGUUACAUUCUCCAUGGCCCUUUUUGAAUUAUUUACACCCAUCCUGUUGCUACUUUCUCUCCUUGCUGUGAGGAAAACUGAAUUGCGACCUAUUUUCACAACCCCCAAUUUUAAUGUGUUCAUCGUUUCCUGAAAGGUGAAGAUUAGAACUUGAGUAUUAUCUUGAAUAGUUGGCGAUUCUACGACAGUGGGAGCAGAAAAUAUUUUGGGUAUCUCAGAUUUUGUCAAUUCUCACAUAGAAACUUCAUUGGGAGGAAGGAUGUUUGACAUGCUUUUGUAUCACACAUUUUUUGGGGGGAAAUCAUGAUGAAAGUGGCCAUUUUAGGCCCUUUUAGACCUAUACAUGCCAACUGUAAGACCGUGAACCGUACAUGAUACAGACAACAUCUUGGUGUCAUUAUACUCCUAAUAGUGUGCGUUCAAAUAUGGAGUGUCUAGAUUCUGAAAUAAAAUAUUUCAAGUUAAUUUAUUCAACAUACAAAUAUUAAUAUGAAUAUCUCAAAACUACCCUUUUUAUUUUGCUUAUUUUUAGACAAAUUGUUUGGAACAAUAUACUCUUCAAACACGUCAAAUUUCCAGAGUGGGCUCUUUGGUACUUUUAAUGAUAUUACCCAUUUUCUACAUACAAAUGGACAUUAUAGGUCAAUUAACCAAUCACAGCCCUCCUUUAGGAUUGCACAUUCAGCAAGUCACCAGCAGAGGGAGUUCCCUUUUAAUCCAUUUACCAUUCACUGUGUUGGUGGUGUUCAUAAAAUGUAUCAUAACUUCAGAAUUAGCAGAGAGCUCACUCUGGAAAUGUUAUGUACUUCCAAAAAGUAUAGUGGUGGAAAAAGUACUGAAUGGUCAUACUUGAGUAAAAGUAAAAACGCCUUAAUAGAAAAUGACUGAAGUAAAAGUGAAAGUCACCCAGUUAAAGUCUAAAAGUAUCUGGUUUAAAAUGUACUUAAGUGGUGGAAAAAGUACUUAAUUGUCAUACUUGAGUAAGAGUAAAAGUAAAUGCUAUACAUCAAAUAUAUUAUAUUAAGCAAACCAGACAAUUAUUUUUGUUUUAUUUACGGACGGACAGGGUCACACUCCCACACUGACAUCAUUGAUAGGUGCGUGAAUUGGACCAUAUUGCUGUCCUUCCAGAUCAUUCGAAAUGAAAUUACUUUUGUGUGUCAGGGAAAAUGUAUAUGAGUAAAAAGUACAUAUUUUCUUUAGGAAUGUAGUAAAGUACAGAUAACCCCCAAAGUUACUUAAGUAGUACUUCAAAGCAGUGGUAUAAAGUACUUCAAAGUACUUUACACCACUGCUUAAAAUGAAUACAUUUAAAAGGGUUGUUUAUUUCAGAAUCUAAAUAUACUCCAUAUAUUAAAGCACACUACAAGGAUUAUAAUGACACCAAGAUGUUGUCUGUAUCAUGUACGGUUCACCGACCUGAAGGUCUUACAGGAUGUAUAGGUCUAAAAAGGAAAUGGCCAAUUUCAUGAUUUUCUCAAAAAUGGUUUGUGAUACAAAUGUAAGAAUUUCCAGAACAAUUUCAGAUACCAAAAAUAUUUUUGGCUCCUGCUGGCAUGGAAUCGCCCUAAUACAUGAGAAAUUCCCAUGAUUUAUGAAUCUGUUCGGCCCGAACAGCUAGCGCGACAGCUAAAAUGAAUUUAUAAAAAUACGAUUUCAGCUAAUAGGGAGAAGUAUCUAACAAAAUUACAUUAUGGCAUUCACUAAUCAUAAAACGAUUUACAUAUAAUAGAAAUGUGGCUACAUUUGGACAAAUAUUUGUUAUUCUCAUUCACUGUGGUUAAGUUCUGUUGAUGUCAUCCCUGUGUAGAUAUUGAGCUGCUGGCGGCAUGCAGGGAGGAGUUCCAUCGCCGUCUGAAGGUGUACCACGCCUGGAAGUCCAAGAACAAGAAACGCGACACAGCCAUGGAGCAGAGGGCCCCCAAAUCUAUCACUGACUACGGUGAGUGAGAUACCCCAUCCUGGGAUGUUGUGCUACUGUAGGCUACCCUCCUCAACCCAGGAUUGUGUUCCCGACAUUAACACGUUCUGUCUUAACCCCGCUAUUACCAUUUCUGUGUCCAUUGCAGACAUGUUUUCAACAGUAGCAUCCUUUUUGUCAUCUCUUUCAUCGGUUUUCUUUCUGUGACCAUCUUUGACCUUGAAAGUUAUGGUACAGCUAACUGCCAAAAUAAAGGAAACGCCAACAUAAAAUGUCUUAAUUGGACGUUGGGCCACCACGAGCCAGAAAAGCUUCAAUGUACCUUGACAUUGAAGUGUCUGGAACUCUAUUGGAGGCAUGGGACACCAUUCUUCCACAAGAAAUUCCAUAAUGUGGUGUUUUGUUGAUGGUGAUGGAAACGCUGUCUCAGGCACCGCUCCAGAAUCUCCCAUAAGUGUUCAACUGGGUUUGAGAUCUGGUGACUGAGACGGCCAUGGCAUAUGGUUUACAUCAUUUUCAUCCUCAUCAAAUGAUUCAUUGACCAUUCGUGCUCUACGGAUGGGGGCAUUGUCAUCCUAUGUGGGCAUAUCCAUGGUAGCCAAAAUAAUGGUCUGCCCAGCAUUUUUAUACAUGACCCUAAGCAUGAUGGGAUGUUAAUUGCUUAAUUUACUCAGGAACCACACCUGUGUGGUAGCACCUGCUUUCAAUAUACUUUGUAUCCCUCAUUUACUCAAGUCUUUACAUUAUUUUGGCAGUUACUUGUACAUCCACACAGAGUACCUCAUUUGCUAGCACAGUACUCAUUUUCCCACUUGUCAAUGUACUUUCCCAAAGGGAAAAAGUCUCACAAUUGCAUUUAUGUGAGAUUAACAUGGAGGGUAAAAACCCAAGAAGAAGCAGCAAUGCUUCAGUGAGCCCUUCACAGCUUCACUGUCUCUUCUCCUGAUGAUGAUGGCGGAGGGAGAUGAAUGCCCACUUCAUAAAUAGCCCGCCUGUUCUUCCUGACAUUCAAUUAGUGUUCUUAAAAGCCAGGCCCCAGAACUUAGCUCCCAUCUGCGUCAAAAGUAUUUGUUCCAAUUAUACUCAGCUGCCACGACGCCUCAUCAGGUUUAGCUGUGCGCUACCAUGACCGCUCGCUCUAUCCAGCCAAGCAUGAUAUAUUCAACUCAGACCCAGACAACAGGGGCGGCUGGAAAUCAUGUUUAAAGUAAAUAUUAUUUAGUUACAUGAAAGCUAUCCAGUCUCCUUUGUUCGCCCUUCUUUUCCAUAGAUUUUCAUUCCUAAGAACAGAUUUUGUUGCUUUCACUGAAUUUUCAUCUCUUUUGAUGUGAAAGCUUCUAGAAGGCAUGUUGAACCCAUUUUAUUUGCCUUUUGUUUGGCUGCAGUUCUCUCUUCCUUCGCUAAUGGAAGCAGGUCUUGGCAAGUCUGCCAUAUAAGAGGGGAGAAAGCAGCUUACCUGGCUUUUCACCCAUAGCAUUGUUUGUGUAUUUUAUGCCAUCUUUGUUGUCUCAUAUUUUCAGUUUCAUGUUUUUGCUUCCUUCCACCACCCUAUGAUUCAAUCAUUCAACUUAGUCAUGUUCUAACAUUUUGCAGAUAAAUUGCUUCAAACACUAAUGGACUCUACUGUGUAAAUACAGGAUUGCUCCUCAAAAAAAAUUACAAAGAUUUCCACAUGUAUUUGCCCCAGUAAUCACACAAUGUCAUAAUAAAUCAGUAUUGUGGCAGUAACAAGGACAUAAAACCCGCCACACACAGCCCAACAGAACCCGGCUCCAGCCGUGGCCGCCCAGCAGCAGGAGAUAACCAUGAACCGCCAGCAGCGCUACUUCCGCAUCCCCUUCAUCCGUCCCGCUGACCAAUAUAAAGACCCCCAGAACAAGAAGAAGGGUUGGUGGUACGCCCACUUUGAUGGGCCCUGGAUCGCCAGGCAGAUGGAGCUACACCCAGACAAGCAGCCCAUCCUACUGGUGGCAGGUGGGUCCCUCGAGCUAGAUCAGCUUCAUAUGUUCUUUAUAUGUGCAUUGAUGUGUUUGUAAAAUGAAACUCUGGGCUCUAUGUCAUAGAGCAUGUUAUGAUUGUGCCAGGUAGCUGGUUUUGUGCACGUGUGAAUGUGGUUAUCCUAUCCUAAAAAAGAAUCCCUAUUCAAUCAUAUAUUAUCCUUUCCUGUGUGUGUAUUAAAUCCUUAAUCCUUAUUAAAUCCUGUUUUUGACUGUCAGCGUCUCUCCCCUCCUUUCUCUCUCUCUUCCCCCAUCCCCCCCCCCCCCCCCCCAUCCUUAGGGAAAGAUGACAUGGAGAUGUGUGAGCUAAGCCUGGAGGAGACAGGCCUGACCCGGAAGAGGGGGGCUGAGAUCCUGCCUCGGCAGUUUGAGGAGAUCUGGGAACGCUGCGACGGGAUCACGUACCUGCGAAACGCCAUCGAAAGCAGGCAGGCCAGGCCCACGUACGCCACAGCCAUGCUGCAGAACCUCUUCCAGUGA
Messenger RNA from Coregonus sp. 'balchen', 42237 nucleotides. NCBI's taxonomy places the organism in Eukaryota, Metazoa, Chordata, Actinopteri, Salmoniformes, Salmonidae. The record is from the annotation of a GenBank genome assembly.